AUGAAAGAGAUCCAUCACAAGGGGGGUGGAAGGACUGGAAGUAACACAUCCACUUGGGGUGGCAGGGGUGAUGUUGGAAAUGGCCAUGGGAGCAAAACUACUGCAAGGUUGCUAGGGAAACAAAUUUAUGGAGCAACACCAAAUCCAUCAAUAGGUACUCCUUCCAACCCUUCUCUUAAUCAAGAGACUUUUGCUAGUGCUCUGGUUGAGAAGCAAUCUGGCACAUCUUGGUCAGUGGUUGUUGAGGUUGCAAAGGAUGGAGGAAAUAUGAAGUCUUGGAAUAAAGCCAAAGAUAAGGGGAAGGAGAAAAUAAAUGAAGAGAAGGGUGGCCAGAUUACCAUUGAGCUCCAAACUAGUCCUAGUGCUGUAACCCCUUUUGAAAUUGAAAGGGAGUUUACUCCUCUCGGCAUAAAUGCUUGCUCGUUGUUGGGUCCAUCAAAUGGACAGGUCAUUAAAGUGCUGCACAAAGCUUUUGAGAAUGAAUCUAACGGGAAUACUAUUGUCAUGGAGGUUACCCCAAAUGGAGUUGCUACUGUGGUGGCAGGAUGCUCUGUUCCAAGUGAUGUUUAUGUUGUUGAGUGGUCUGCUGAUAUUUCUGUGGAAAUACCCACCGCAAAAUCUAGUUCCCUUGGUAUGGCCCUUGAUAAUUCAGAGGGUACCCGGUGUAACGAGGCAGAGCCAAGUAACCUUGCGGAGCUAAUGCGUGAAAAUGAGUUGCUAAGGACGAUGGUUGAGACCAAUAGGAAGUUUGAUCAAGGGGUUUUGAACCAUUGA
Messenger RNA from Ilex paraguariensis (yerba mate), 774 nucleotides. Lineage: Eukaryota; Viridiplantae; Streptophyta; Magnoliopsida; Aquifoliales; Aquifoliaceae. The record is from the annotation of a GenBank genome assembly.